This is a messenger RNA of Symbiodinium necroappetens, 217 nucleotides long. Lineage: Eukaryota; Dinophyceae; Suessiales; Symbiodiniaceae. The record is from the annotation of a GenBank genome assembly.
GUUACGGAAUACUUUCCCCUGGGCCCUGUGACCUCCGCGUCACGCAGUUUCUUGCGCUUGCGCCUGAAUGGCGACUGCCGUGAGCUCUUCGUCUUAAGGCAGGCGGGCGUGGCGCCUGCACUUUUCUGCCGUGCAAGUUGGCCGAAGGCCCUGAGGGCCCGGUUAUUUCCGUCUGCAGACGAGGAUGUCAGGCGGGUGUGGGGUGUGGCUCUGCUCC